Messenger RNA from Rattus norvegicus (Norway rat), 3723 nucleotides. The record is from RefSeq and is a predicted model, not a curated record. Lineage: Eukaryota; Metazoa; Chordata; Mammalia; Rodentia; Muridae.
GCGGCGGACAAGGUCCGCCCUGCCUGAGGGACCGAGUCAGGGAUGCUGACGGGCUUCGCUCGGUUGGGCGGCUGGCGGCGAUGAGCGGCAAACGGCUUCUUAACCGGGAAGGCCGGAGCUGAGGGCCUUGGGGGACACCUGGAGAAGAGGCCUCAGGCACUGCCCUGCAUGCGCAGGUGUCCUCGCUAGCAUCUUGGUCUUCUUCCUCUGCGGGUGCCUGGGUUACCGCUGGCCCGCGGGUGUCGCCCCUCCGCACCCCCUUCGCCCUUUGUUUAGUAGCCUAGUCCUUUUGACACUUCUGUUGGAGUGGAGUUCUCCUCUCCUAGCACACUGAGCUGGAAGUCAAGCCCAGGAUGUAAUAGUCGUUGAGAUCAGAGGUGUCUCUUAACUAGGUAUACGUUAAAUGGUCACUCUGAAAAGUGCCUAUGGACCUAGAGAAAAGGACCUUUGUGAGUCGUCCUAAGGCGUAUUUACCUUUGGCAUGAUCUCAUAGACAUAGACCAAGCAUGUUACAAGAGCUGCCAUCACCCAAAAUAAACAUUGAGCUUAACAGCACACUUCUCUGGACACUCUUAUAGUCUCUUUUUGCUAGAGACUUUUUUUUAUAUAGUUUCACCUCUGAACUGCUGCCUGUUAUUGCCUCAUCACAUGAAAAAAAAAUGGAUAAAUUUGGGACCUAUCAAAUGUUCAAGUUACUUAUGCAAGUUGUGUGACCUCCCUAGGUUGGAGUAUUAAAUGUGUAACAUGAAAACUUUGAACUAGGUCAUCUUUCAGCCCCCUCUUUUUUUAAUGUUUAUGAAUUCCAUGUUCAACUAUCUGCCUUUUCCCACGCUCCAGUUUUAAAAUCUACUUUCCAUCCCUGAGAGAAGGGCAUUUAGUGCUGAAGAGUCAAGUUUUUUUUACUAAAACAGUCUGGUUUGAAAAGCUGGUCAUUUCAUAACUAUCUUUUCCUUAGAAAAACUGAUUUCCCCCCUCCUUUUAAUAGCAGCAGAAAGCAAACAGCAAACCCUGAAGAGAUGCUCAGUUUUUCUUGACUUCUACAGUGAAAGACCUUGAAAAAGUUGGCACUUCUAGCCUAAGCGGCCCUCAUUCUACUGCUCACCCCAAGACAACCCAGGCUGGACUGUAGCGCUUCCCUCAUCAACCAGAGCAGCAUUUGACUGUUUUCAAAUCUAAAAGAACCCUGGCCCCAAACUUCAUAAUUGGCACCUCAGCUGCUCUUUAAGGUUACAGUUGGGCUGGAGAGAUGGCUCAGUGGUUAAGAGCACUGACAGCUCUUCCAGAGGUCCUGAGUUCAGUUCCCAGCAACCACAUGGUGGCUCACAACCAUCUGUAGUGGGAUCUGAUUUCAUCUUCCGGUGUGUCUGAAGUUGGAGCAUUCAUAUAGAGAGCGAGCUUACAAUCUGGACAGUGACUUAUUACCACCACAACAGAGCCUGCCAUCCCCAGCAGAUUGCCAGCACCUAUGACAUCAUCCCCUUCUUUGUCUCAUUCUGUGGUCUGCUAAAUGCUCAUCUCGUUGGCUUGGAUUUAGUUGGUGGUAUGGAGGGGUGCUGCUUAGCACUGACCUGAGAGUGUGUGUGAAACCCACUGACCCAAUGGACAUCAAAGGCCAGUUCUGGAAUGAUGAUGAUUCAGAAGGAGAUAAUGAAUCAGAGGAGUUUCUGUAUGGAGUUCAGGGGAGCUGUGCAGCUGACCUUUAUAGACACCCACAGCUUGAUGCAGACAUUGAAGCAGUGAAGGAGAUCUACAGCGAGAACUCCGUGUCCAUCAGAGAAUAUGGAACUAUCGAUGAUGUGGACAUUGACCUCCACAUUAACAUCAGCUUCCUCGAUGAAGAAGUAUCUACAGCUUGGAAGGUCCUCCGAACAGAACCUAUUGUGUUGAGGCUACGGUUUUCUCUCUCCCAGUACCUUGAUGGACCAGAACCAUCAAUCGAGGUUUUCCAGCCAUCGAAUAAGGAAGGGUUUGGGCUAGGUCUUCAGUUGAAAAAAAUCCUGUAUAUGUUUACAUCCCAACAAUGGAAGCAUCUGAGCAACGAUCUCCUGAAGACCCAGCAGGAGAAGAGACACAGUUGGUUCAAGGCGAGUGGUAGCAUCAGGAAGUUCCGAGCUGGCCUCAGCAUCUUCUCACCCAUUCCCAAGUCUCCCAGUUUUCCUAUCAUACAGGACUCCAUGCUGAAGGGCAAACUGGGUGUACCAGAGCUUCGAGUUGGACGCCUUAUGAAUCGUUCCAUUUCUUGCACCAUGAAGAACCCAAAAGUAGAGGUGUUUGGCUAUCCCCCCAGCCCCCAGGCAGGUCUCCUGUGCCCCCAGCACGUGGGCCUCCCUCCCCCAGCACGGACUUCUCCUUUGGUCAGUGGUCACUGCAAGAACAUCCCCACUCUGGAGUAUGGAUUCCUUGUACAGAUUAUGAAGUAUGCAGAGCAGAGGGUUCCGACGUUGAAUGAGUACUGUGUGGUGUGUGAUGAGCAGCACGUCUUCCAGAAUGGGUCCAUGCUCAAGCCAGCUGUCUGUACUCGGGAGUUAUGUGUCUUCUCCUUCUACACACUGGGAGUCAUGUCUGGAGCUGCAGAAGAAGUGGCUACAGGAGCAGAGGUGGUAGAUCUGCUGGUGGCCAUGUGUAGAGCAGCUUUGGAGUCCCCUAGAAAAAGCAUCAUCUUCGAGCCUUAUCCCUCUGUGGUGGACCCCACUGAUCCCAAGACUCUGGCCUUUAACCCUAAGAAGAAGAAUUAUGAGCGGCUUCAGAAAGCUCUGGAUAGUGUGAUGUCUAUUCGGGAGAUGACCCAGGGCUCAUAUUUGGAAAUCAAGAAACAGAUGGACAAGCUGGAUCCCUUGGCCCAUCCUCUUCUGCAGUGGAUAAUUUCUAGCAACAGGUCACACAUUGUCAAACUACCUCUCAGCAGGCAGCUGAAGUUCAUGCACACCUCACACCAAUUCCUCCUGCUGAGCAGCCCUCCUGCCAAGGAGGCUCGGUUCCGGACCGCCAAGAAGCUCUACGGAAGCACCUUUGCCUUCCAUGGGUCCCACAUUGAGAAUUGGCAUUCAAUCCUGCGCAAUGGGCUGGUCAAUGCAUCCUACACUAAACUGCAGCUGCAUGGAGCAGCCUAUGGCAAAGGCAUCUACCUGAGCCCCAUCUCCAGUAUUUCCUUUGGAUACUCAGGAAUGGGCAAAGGACAGCACAGGAUGCCUUCCAAGGACGAGCUGGUCCAGAGAUACAACAGGAUGAACACCAUCCCCCAGACCCGAUCCAUUCAGUCAAGGUUCCUGCAGAGUCGGAAUCUAAACUGUAUAGCACUCUGUGAAGUGAUUACAUCUAAGGACCUCCAGAAGCAUGGAAACAUUUGGGUGUGCCCUGUGUCUGACCAUGUCUGCACAAGGUUCUUCUUUGUAUAUGAGGAUGGGCAAGUGGGCGAUGCCAACAUUAAUACUCAGGACCCCAAGAUACAGAAGGAAAUCAUGCGUGUGAUUGGAACUCAGGUUUACACAAACUGAGGGGGCCCCAGCCCUCGUACCACCCUGUUCCCCAGGAUCCAUCUGCCCUUGUCAAAGGGCUCAGGAGCAGCAAGUGAGGCUGCCCUGAGAAAUCCAAGGGGCAAGAAAAGAAGAGGCGGCCUUCAUGGUGGAGAUUGAUCCAGGAACUACUCCACAUUUGGAUGGCCCUGACUGACUCCCACCCCUGAUUGUAAAUAAAACAAUAAAAUGGAAGGUGCUGUGGACUGGA